Messenger RNA from Plectropomus leopardus (leopard coralgrouper), 343 nucleotides. The record is from RefSeq and is a predicted model, not a curated record. Lineage: Eukaryota; Metazoa; Chordata; Actinopteri; Perciformes; Serranidae.
GAUGUCUUCCCCUGAGGAGGAGCCGCCGGCCUCCGUGUCAGACGUCCUGUCGUCGGCUUUGUCCGCUGCCGUGUCGGCUGCCAUGGCGGUUGCGAUGUCGGUGGACGCGAAGGCGGAUCUCGCCGCGCUGCUGGACGAAUGGGAAGAAGCACAGAGCGGCAGCACAGAGCAGCUGGUGUCCAUCCUCACAAAAAUCUCUGAGCUGAUUGAACGGGAGACGGGAGAGUAUCACAAAGCAGACCCCGAUCCGUUUGAUGACCGUCAUCCAGGACGGGCAGACCCGGACUGCAUGCUGGGGCAACUCCUGAAGAUGCUGUUUAUGAACGAUGACUUCACUAACGCG